GAUUGCGACUGCGACGGCAACGUCGCCAACAGGCAGACAGAAUUGCUUCCAUACGAAGUAGAAGCAACAACGCCGGCAGUUUACUUCCAAUCGCCGGUUGUAGAGGUUCGUUGUUGUCAAAGCUACCAAUACGUCACUAUUCUUGUCUGCCAUUUGCAAAAAUAGAGCUGUCACCCUUUGGUUAACAACAACAACAAACAACAACUGCAACAGCAACUACAACUUCUUGAAUUCAGCAUCAACGCGUAUUGUUGUCAGAAUGUCGUACCACAAGCCCGAAGCUAAAACCGUGCAGGAUUUGAAGGAUGUGGCUCACAAGCUGCGUAUUCAUUCCAUUAACAGCACGCAGGCCUCCAAAUCUGGUCAUCCGACAUCGUGCAGUUCGCUGGCCGAGAUCAUGUCCGUGCUGUUCUUCCAGCAGAUGCGCCUGAACCUGAAGCAUCCGCGCGAUCCGUCUAGCGAUCGCCUCAUCCUCUCCAAGGGGCAUGCGGCGCCCAUUCUGUAUGCCGCCUGGGCAGAGGCGGGCCUCUUUCCCGUAUCGGAGUUGAACAAUCUGCGCAAGAUCGACAGCGAUCUGGAGGGACAUCCGACGCCUCGUCUCAAUUUCAUUGAUGUGGGCACUGGUUCGUUGGGUCAGGGUGUCGCCGUCGGUGCUGGCAUGGCGUAUGUGGGCAAGAAUCUGGACAAUGCCUCGUAUCGCACCUAUGUGAUUGUCGGCGAUGGCGAAUCCGCCGAGGGUUCCGUCUGGGAAUCCCUGCACUUUGCCGCCCACUACAAGCUGGACAAUCUGUGCGUGAUCUUCGAUGUGAAUCGGCUGGGCCAAUCGGAGCCCACCUCCUUGCAGCAUCAGAUGGACGUGUAUCGGGAUCGCCUGGAGGCAUUCGGUUUCAAUGCCCUCGUCGUCGAUGGCCAUGACAUCGAUGAGCUGUGCAAGGCUCUCCACUGCGCCGAGAGCACCAAGAACAAACCCACUGCCAUCAUAGCGAAGACCUACAAGGGCAAGGACUUUCCCGAGAUUGAGGAUCUGGAUAAUUGGCAUGGCAAGCCGCUGGGCGAUAAGGCGGCCGGUGUCAUCAAGCAUCUGCAGGGUCUCAUUGUCAACCAGAACGUGAAGAUGUCACCCAAAAAGACGUGCAAAACAGGCCAAGCGCCCGAAGUCGAUAUCAAUAAUAUCAAGCUGUGUACACCGCCCAGCUACAAACUGGGUGAUUCGAUUGCAACGCGUCUGGCAUACGGCACAGCUCUGGCCAAGAUUGGGGCUGACAAUGAUCGGGUGAUUGCCCUCGACGGUGAUACGAAGAACUCAACGUAUUCGGACAAGUUGCGCAAUGCGUAUCCGGAGCGUUACAUCGAAUGCUUCAUUGCGGAGCAGAAUCUGGUGGGUGUGGCAAUUGGGGCCGCCUGUCGUCGACGCACCGUCGCCUUCGUCUCCACCUUUGCCACGUUCUUUACGCGCGCCUAUGAUCAGAUUCGGAUGGGUGCCAUUUCGCAGACGAAUGUGAAUUUCGUUGGUUCGCAUUGCGGUUGCAGCAUCGGCGAAGAUGGUCCCUCCCAGAUGGGCCUCGAGGAUAUCGCCCUGUUCCGUACCAUACCAGGCAGCACCGUCUUCUAUCCCUCGGACGCUGUGAGCACGGAGCGGGCUGUUGAGCUCGCCGCGAACACAAAGGGCGUCUGCUUCAUACGCACCUCGCGUCCCAAUACGGCUGUCAUCUACAACAAUGAUGAGAUCUUCACCAUUGGCCGGGGCAAGGUGGUGCGCCAGAAGCCAUCCGAUGAGGUACUACUCAUUGGUGGCGGCAUCACUCUGUACGAGUGCCUCGCCGCUGCCGAGCAGCUGGAGAAGGAGUGCAUCACGGCACGUGUCAUAGAUCCUUUCACCGUGAAGCCACUCGAUGUGGAUCUGAUACUGGAGCAUGGCAAGCUGUGUGGCGGUCGCAUCGUUGUUGUCGAGGAUCAUUACCAGCAAGGCGGUCUGGGUGAGGCUGUGCUGAGCGCUCUAGCCGCGCAUCGCAACUUCGUGGUCAAGCAUCUGUUUGUGCCCACUGUGCCGCGCUCGGGUCCGCCAGCGGUGCUGAUUGACAUGUUUGGCAUCUCGGCUCGCAACAUUGUCGAAGCUGCUAAUAGCAUCAUGAAGAAGUGAGCUGCGUCUCUCCAUAUAUAUAUAUAUAUAUAUACACACACACAUAAUGUGCACUCUAAGAUUGAUAUCCAUAAUUCCCAUGUUCAAAUACGAAUUUUUACUAAAUUCACAAUAAAUUCUUUCUCAAUACAA
This is a messenger RNA of Drosophila grimshawi, 2272 nucleotides long. RefSeq names its product transketolase-like protein 2. The transcript has 3 exons. Bases 260 to 2140 code for a protein of 626 amino acids. Gene Ontology annotation, molecular function: transketolase activity; thiamine pyrophosphate binding. Lineage: Eukaryota; Metazoa; Arthropoda; Insecta; Diptera; Drosophilidae. The record is from RefSeq and is a predicted model, not a curated record.